UUGUUGAAUUCACUAUGGAGAGGGGGGAUAACGGAAGUAAGGACUGGAGCCGGGGCACUGUGAUGGUGAUUUGCGAUGAGUUUUAGUCAGACCCUGUGAAGAAAGUGACCUACAGUCAUCUCCCCCAGUCUUUACCCGCUUAGGAUGGAGGCGAAACGGAAAGAAACGCGCAAGUCUUUGAGGAUCAAAGUAAUCUCCAUGGGUAACGCCGAGGUUGGCAAGAGCUGUGUUAUCAAGCGAUACUGUGAGAAGAGAUUUGUACCCAAAUAUCUUGCAACAAUUGGCAUUGAUUAUGGUGUUACCAAAGUGCAAAUUAGAGACCGAGAAAUCAAAGUGAAUAUCUUUGACAUGGCUGGACACUCCUUCUUUUACGAGGUUCGCAAUGAAUUUUACAAGGACACUCAGGGUGUAAUCCUAGUGUAUGAUGUUGGGCAAAAGGAAUCAUUUGAUGCCCUUGACUUAUGGCUUGCUGAGAUGAAACAAGAACUUGGACCACAUGGAAACAUGGAAAACAUUGUUUUCGUGAUUUGUGCCAAUAAGAUUGAUUGUGGCAAGUUGCGCUGUGUAGAUGAAAGUGAAGGGCGACUGUGGGCAGAAAGCAGAGGCUUUCUUUAUUUUGAAACUUCUGCACAGACUGGAGAAGGAAUUAAUGAAAUGUUCCAGACUUUCUACUCGGCUAUUGUUGACUUAUGUGAUAAUGGUGGAAAGCGCCCCACAACUGGCACAAGCAACAGUUUCACCAAGGAGCAAGUGGACACCAUCCGGAGGAUUCGCAACAGCAAGGAUAGCUGGGAUAUGUUGGGUGUCAAACCAGGAGCUUCAAGGGAUGAAGUAAACAAGGCCUAUCGAAAGUUGGCAGUGCUCCUCCACCCAGAUAAGUGUAUGGCUCCAGGCAGUGAGGACGCCUUCAAGGCUGUGGUCAAUGCACGGACUGCCUUGUUAAAAAAUAUCAAGUAAAACACAAGAAGAUGUGGCUUUCACCAGUAGCAAGUGAUAUGCCUAUUCUGAGAGAGGCAUCAAGAAUUGCCUC
This is a messenger RNA of Notechis scutatus (mainland tiger snake), 1030 nucleotides long. It is a transcript of the gene DNAJC27, whose product is annotated as DnaJ heat shock protein family (Hsp40) member C27. NCBI's taxonomy places the organism in Eukaryota, Metazoa, Chordata, Lepidosauria, Squamata, Elapidae. The record is from RefSeq and is a predicted model, not a curated record. Gene Ontology annotation, molecular function: GTPase activity; GTP binding.